This is a messenger RNA of Vespa crabro (European hornet), 1822 nucleotides long. RefSeq names its product mediator of RNA polymerase II transcription subunit 4 (gene MED4). The record is from RefSeq and is a predicted model, not a curated record. Gene Ontology annotation, biological process: regulation of transcription by RNA polymerase II. Gene Ontology annotation, cellular component: core mediator complex; mediator complex. NCBI's taxonomy places the organism in Eukaryota, Metazoa, Arthropoda, Insecta, Hymenoptera, Vespidae. The transcript is spliced from 5 exons. Gene Ontology annotation, molecular function: transcription coregulator activity. Bases 667 to 1434 code for a protein of 255 amino acids.
CUAUUGUAAAAUCUGUUUGUUCACGACUAUUCGGGGAUCUAUCAGUGCGCAUAAAAUUAAAAGAAGCGAAAUCUAAAAAAAAAAAUUUAUUGUUAAUCUUAUUUCGUCUAUGAUAGGUUCGUUAAUGUGUACAGUCAUGUCACGUGAUACCAGUUGUCAAAUAGCGUACGAUUUUGUCCAGCCGAUAUCCCUUCAGCAAUUUUCAAGUCUAUGGACCUUAGCUAAAGCGGGAAAUAUUUGAAUAUUUUGUUUCCGUUCAUGUUUUAUUGUUCCUUGUUAUUUUACAAAAGUAGAUAAGGGUCUAAUUUUACGCUUCAUUUUAUUAAACUCUUUUAUUUAUAUCGAAUAUAUACAUUAUUUCGUUAAGAGAAAAUUUUAGUGGUACUCUCAAUUAGAUUAAAAAUAUUGACACAAUACGCCACCUAGGGAACAACUUUAAAAAUAUCGUGUAGAUCUGGUCAGUUUCAUUUACAUAAUUUGAUAUAAUUUUAUAAAUGAUGUUCAAAAAUUUGAACAAAUUUUUCUUCCAAAAAUCAAAUUUUUAUAUUCUUUUACUUCACAUUCAUUAAAAAUAAAAUUAAAAUGUGGUUAUGUUUGUAAGAUAUUCACGUUAUAUAGUCGAAAAUACUAUCUUAUAAGUUCUUUCAGUUAAUAUAGAACGUAUAUAUGAUGACUUCAAGUAAAAGUACAAAAGAAGCACUUUUGUCAAUAAUUGAUGAUAUUGAAUUAAUAGCAAAGGAAAUGAUAGAGAACAUAAUAGCUCAGAAACCGUUGAAAUUAUCCACUACAGAACACACACAGUUGACAGAGUUAUUAAUAGCAAAAGAUAAUGAAUUGAAAGCAACUUUGAAGCGUGCUGCAGAGCAAGCAAAAAUAAAUUUAAAAAUGGAAGCUUUAAAGGCAGAAGUUGAAAGGCAAGACCAGGACAUUCAACAAUUACAACGUCAAUUAAAGGAAGCUGAACAAAUAUUAGCUACUGCUAUAUACCAGGCAAAACAAAAAUUACAAUCUAUUGCACGUGCUAAUAAACGUCCUGUACCUUCUGAAGAACUCAUUAAGUUUGCUCAUAGAAUAAGUGCUUCAAAUGCAAUCUGUGCACCAUUAACAUGGCAACAAGGAGAUCCUCGAAGGCCUUAUCCUACAGAUAUCGAAAUGAGAUUAGGAUGUUUAGGUAGACUAAGUGAUCUUCCUUUAAAUGUACCGAUGUUAGGCUCUCAUCCAGGAAUUCCUUCAGAUUUACAUAGAACAGGUCAUCCUGCGGGUGAGCCUCCAGUGUCACAAGCAAACCAGUUUGCAUGGCAUCCAUCAGGAGAAAUUCAUAUGUCUGUGGGUGGACAAGGGAGUGUAGCUAUGAAUACUCACAAACAAGAAACGGAAGAUGUUGAAGUUAUGUCAACAGAUUCGUCCAGUAGCUCAUCUAGUGAUUCACAAUAGACUGAUGUAAUUAUUAAAAUAUAAUUUACUUUUACAUCAUCCUGAAAAUAGAGGUUUGAUGCAUAGGUUAUAAAUAAUUAACGAACUUGUAUAAAAUAUUUGUUAUAUGAAAUCUAUAUUACAUUUUUAUUUAUGAUUAAGUACAGUUGAUAAUAUUGCGCAUGAAAAAUUUUUAUAAAAAAUUUAGCAGUGAAGAAUAUUGUAUAUUUUUAUUUUUGUCUAACAACAAAAAUUGUUUAAACUAAUCAAUUUUAAAUCAAAAAAGCAAAGGAGAUAAUUUUUUUAAUAAUUUGAUUAUAAAGAUCCCAGAAGUAUAUUUGGCAAGAACUUGUGUAAUAUUUGAGGCGUAUAAUACAUUUCACUAUUUGCCUAAAAUAUAUAAAACAAA